Aspergillus pseudoviridinutans is the source of this 270-nucleotide messenger RNA. RefSeq names its product DPY30/SDC1 family protein. Bases 1 to 270 code for a protein of 89 amino acids. NCBI's taxonomy places the organism in Eukaryota, Fungi, Ascomycota, Eurotiomycetes, Eurotiales, Aspergillaceae. The transcript has 2 exons. The record is from RefSeq and is a predicted model, not a curated record.
AUGGGCAACGGAGCAACACCUGGCAGCAAUACCGGCGCAGCAAACACCCCCCGAGCAGAGUCGAAUACCCCCGCAGCGCAGGUCCGUCCAGGCGGCGCGCCCGCACGAGUAUACAUGAACGAAAAGAUAGUGCCGUACUUGCUUGAGGGGAUGAAAUCCAUCGUCAAGGAACAACCUUCAGAUCCCCUACGCAUGCUAGGCGAGUUUCUGAUUCAGAAGAGCAACGAAAUUGAGGGCGGAGCGGUGCCUACAAAGAAGUCGCCUGAAUAG